GCUGUAAGCUCUGGUGUGGGCUAUCACGGUACCUGCUCCUUACCGUAUAAUUGGCUAGCUAGUAUAUAUGUGCACCUACUGCCUAGAGAGGGCUUUUUCUGAAUAUAAAUAUCCUCCCGAUUCUCCCAUCAUAGGAGCCCUAAUGGCCGCGCCCGUUAACGACGUCCCUUUCAAACGCACGGAUGCCCUCAAUGACGAGCGUCUCACGCAUACAUCCGACUAUAGUACCAAUCUAAACCCAUUAUUGACUGCGCCGCAAAACGACCACGAGAUCAUCGACCAUAUUCCAGGCGAGCCGACCAUACCAUUCAGGGAGAAUGAAAUCUUCCUACAGAAGGAGCUCACCACCCCAGUCUUGGAUGAGCUUUUCGAUAAGUACAGCAUAUUUCAAGUUCACCGGCAGUGAGAUCAAGCAGAAAGUCAAAAGAUCGCAGUGACCAAACAAGGAAAAUAUCAGAGCGUAACAACGACAACCCCAAACAGAGCCCGCCCGAUACAAAA
Truncatella angustata is the source of this 501-nucleotide messenger RNA. RefSeq lists its product as uncharacterized. The transcript has a single exon. The coding region runs from base 68 to 406 and encodes 112 amino acids. NCBI's taxonomy places the organism in Eukaryota, Fungi, Ascomycota, Sordariomycetes, Amphisphaeriales, Sporocadaceae. The record is from RefSeq and is a predicted model, not a curated record.